AUGACUUCCGCACCACACUUAACCGUGCUUUCCAGCCAAGAUCCCACCCACGUGGCCGCCACCUGCGAGCAGCAUGAUCUCUCUAUAGAUGAGUUCCGGGACCUGCAGCGCCAGAGCACCACCGCCGCCCAGAGCGCCUACUGCCCGUACAGCCACUUUCCCGUCGGAGCUGCCGUCCUGACGCGCUACGGCAUCGACACGUCGGGCACCGGCGCGCAGACUAGCAGUGGCCGCAUCAUCCUGGGCGCCAACGUGGAGAAUGCAGCAUAUCCCGUGGGCACCUGUGCCGAGCGUGUUGCUCUGGGCCGUGCUGUCUUCGAGGGCCACCGCGAUUUCAAAGCCAUCGCUGUGCUGGCUCCGACGGCGCCCGCUGAGACGCCGUGCUCGCCAUGCGGAAUGUGCCGUCAGUUCAUCCGUGAGUUCUGCGAGCUAAAGAUGCCCAUCAUUAUGUUCUCCAAGAACGGACAUUACAUUGCUGUCAAGCUGGAAGGGCUACUGCCUUUGUCGUUUGGCCCAGAAGCCCUCGCCCCAGCAGCAGUGUCUUAA
Messenger RNA from Grosmannia clavigera kw1407, 546 nucleotides. RefSeq names its product cytidine deaminase. The coding region runs from base 1 to 546 and encodes 181 amino acids. Gene Ontology annotation, molecular function: cytidine deaminase activity; zinc ion binding. Lineage: Eukaryota; Fungi; Ascomycota; Sordariomycetes; Ophiostomatales; Ophiostomataceae. The transcript is spliced from 3 exons. Gene Ontology annotation, cellular component: cytosol. The record is from RefSeq and is a predicted model, not a curated record.